AUGAAUCUAGACUCUGUCCAUAAAUUAUCUGACAAGACACAGGUUUUCAAGACCCAACAAAGACAGUCUUAUGAACUAGCUGAAGGUAGAAAAGAAACAGGUAACCUCUGUAACUCAAGUUUACCAUCUCAAAGGCUCCAUUCACACUCCUCUCAUCAUCCUUGUAUGCAUAUUAGUAACAACAAUGACUGGGAGAUUUCUGAAGAGCUCCGACUUCGGGAGCUGGAAGAAGUUAAGACUAGAGCUGCCCAAAUGGAGAAGACCAUGCGCUGGUGGUCAGACUGCACUGCCAACUGGCGGGAGAAAUGGAGCAAAGUUAGAGCAGAAAGGAAUAAAGCCCGGGAGGAAGGGAGACAACUGAGAAUCAAACUGGAGACCACAAUGAAGGAACUAAAUGCACUGAAAAAGCUAAACCAAGACUUACUAAUUGACAAGGAAAAGUGGAAAACUGAAGUCACUUGGAAAAAGAAACUCAAUUUCUCAGAUAUGCCCUAUAUGACAGAAAAGGAGUACCAGUCAGUGUGUCUGGAACAAAAACCUGUUAAAGAUGUGAUCAAGAGCAAGAUCCUUGUGGUACAAGAUAUGCAUAGGGAUGUGGAGACAACUGAAAACACAUUAAGAAAGAACCAAGGUACGAGAUUCAGUCUGAGGCUUCCUGACUCCUUUGCUCCUCUCAUUGGUCUGGAAAAGCCUAGACAAAAGCUCGACAACGUAGUCCAUCCUCCGGAGAAUGAAUUAAUACAUGUUUCUGCUUUGCAUUUACAAUUGGAUGAGUCACAGAAAAUCUUACAGAAGGAAAGAGAAAUGCAUUUUUUCCUGGAAAAAGAAGUAGAGAAGCUGGACUCUGAUCUCUCUCAGUGGAAAUGGAAAUAUGAAGAAAUGCGACAGUCCAAGCUGGAGAGCCUGAAACAGCUGAACAUACGGCAUGACCUUCAGCAAAAUGAAGUGGAAAGGAAUUUUGAAAAUAUAGAGGAUGAAACUGGUGCCCAAACCAAUAUGGACAGAAAGAUGUGUGAAUUAAGAGCAGAGCUGGAGAGACUACAGUCUGAGAAUACCUCUGAGCGGGGAAAGAGAGAAAUACUUGAAACAGAAAAGCAAGGUCUGGAAAGAGAGAAUAGAAGGUUGAAGGCCCAAGUGAAAGAAAUUCAGGAACUUCUGGAUAAGAGAAAUAAACUGCCAUCAAGUAACUUGGGUUCUGAUUUCAAGACAGCACAAAGUGAACUACUGGAAAAAAAUAAGGAGCUCAUUGAGCUGCAGCAUGCACACCACAAGCUAAACAAGCAGUAUCAUGAUAAAGUGGCGGAACUGAUGCAUGCAAACAAGAGAGUGGAACAACAUGAGGAUGAGAUUAAGAAGCUGAGAAGUCAGGUGGAAGACCUAAAAAGAGGGCUAAACCAGGCAGAGGAUAAGCUCGAUGAAUCACUAAACCAGAUUCGAAAGCUACAGCUAUCUCUGGAUGAGCAGACAGAGGCAAAUGACAAUUUACAGAUUCAGCUUAAUCAUUUAAAAAGCAGAGAAAGAGUACCGGUGCAGGAGCCCAGCCCAGCCCCGGAGUAAACCAACGCCUUGUGGUCAGGGGAGGCAGAUGAAGACCCUGAGGAGCUGCCAGAUCUGCCAGAAGCCAAGUACCCCAAGGAGACAGAGGAUCUUUGUACCUCUGAGCCCUACACCCAGACUGUGAUGGAAUCCAGAGAUGCUCUUCAAGUGAUGACUACAAUCAGUGUUGCAAACCUAGCAACGGCAAUUUCCACUUCAAAAAUAAGACAAACUAAGUUCCAGACAAGGGGAAAAAAAAGACUUUGGAUUAGAUGCUCAGCUGCUACAAAUACCUGCUAUUCCUCAGUGUGUGAUCUGACAUAA
Messenger RNA from Chelonoidis abingdonii (Abingdon island giant tortoise), 1860 nucleotides. NCBI's taxonomy places the organism in Eukaryota, Metazoa, Chordata, Testudines, Testudinidae. The record is from RefSeq and is a predicted model, not a curated record.